AUGGCGCAGCCGCACAUUCGUCCUUUUAAAAUCCCAAAUGAAAGUCCUCACAAUUAUCGUUUUAAACUUCAAGAGAUUGUUUUUUAUGGCGAAUCCCGAUUGCGUAAGGCUUUAGGCGAGAUAUUUAAAAAGCCGGCAAAGAUGCAGGGGUGGAUGCAGUUUGCUUUACAGAAAGAAUUGAAAUUCUUUAUAAGCUACGUUGGAUUAGCAACAUCAACUGGACAAGUCAUUGAUGUGCCAAUCAUUUUAAGAUCCCUGGCAGACUCCUUAGCAUUAAUUCCCCCGGAGAACCUUCCCAUACCAUUUGACGUACGCUUCUUAGAAGUCAUGGAAUGCGCACCACGAGAGAAUGCUGAGUUCCGGGUUGUUGCUGCUUAUAAAAAUGCAUGGUGGACUGGCACGCAUAUAACAAGCCGAAAUGGGAUUAUUACAACGAAAUGGUUGGAUAUUUGUCUCAGGUUCCAUCGUGAACAACUGCGUAAAGAUGGUCGAGGCGUCCCUCAGCCCUCCAACUUUCACACAGAUCCCAUUUUUCGCCAGGAAGAUCUCAUCAAACCAAAUGCUGGCGAGUUUCUAUACAAUCAAUUACAACAAACACAUGGUGUUAUCCGUGCGCUGGUCACAGAGAACGAGGAGGAGUACAGGUUGCAUUGCAGGAGAACAUCUGGGUACUGGAUGGUUUACAACGCUGCCCUACUAAAGGAGCUUCACUCGCCGGGCGACCCUCAUGUUGACGAAGUCAUGAAGGCUCGGUGGAAAUCUGGCGAAGCAGCUUGGGAUGCCCAGAAAGCGUUCAACAAUGCUACUGCAAAUACAAAGCAUCAUUCUCAGUGGAUUUCCGGAGUAUCCCUGACACCCGAUGAGGUUCUGUCACUGCAGAACAGGGAAGCGCCUCCAGACCGUGAAACCCAUAGCAGCGCAAUGGAUGGAAAUUCUAGCAAACAUGGAAUGAAAGUGGGCAAUGUAAAAUCGGCCGACAAUACUAAUGGGAGUACACAUAUAUUCGAUGCAAAACAUAAUAUCUGGGAACACGCCGACAUUGCUGAUCUAUUAGCGGAGCUUCCUCACUCCCCACCCCCAACGGUGUCGCCAAUGACACCGCCAAAGAGAUCGACGAACAUAUCGCCAAGAACGUCGCCAAACCCUUCGUCAAACCCUUUGCCAAAUCCUUCGCCAAAUCCUUCGCCAAACCCUUCGCCAAACCCUUCGCCAAACCCUUCGCCAAACCCUUCGCCAAACCCUUCGCCAGAGUCGUCGCCAAAGGUGUCGCCAGAGUCGACACCAAAGUCGUCGUCAAAGCUAGUUGACAAACGCAGCGAGAAUAAUCAUCGCAAUGAUUUUCCCUGGCGACUGAGCCUGUCCAGUGCGGAGAAUGAGACAUACCUCGGCAUGCUCUACAACAACCUGCCUCAAUCUCCACACCCAGAACCGCCAACACUGACGUCACCACACGCAUCUGGCGAUAUGGACACUUCCCUUGACAAACUGUCGCAUUCCACGCAAAUGGACUCCCCAUCACGCUCACCUGCUAGCAAGGAUCUCAUCUGGCUUCUAGACAAUUUUCCGCAGUCUCCAAUCGGCGACGCAGAGAAGCAGGCAGACCUCGCCAUGCUUUUCAACAAUCUGCCUCCGUCUCCGCACCCAGAACCAUCUCUACUGUCGUCACCACACUCUCCCAGUAAUAUGGACACAUCCCUCGAUAAACCGACACAAUCUAUGCAAAUGGACAUUCCAUCACGCUCACCUGCGAGCACAGACCUCAGCAUGCUGUUAGACAACUUUCCACAGUCUCCGAUCAGUAGCACCCACAACGCAAUCCAAAACACGCCAGCCGAGUCCAUGGCUGACAAGCCAUCGACACCACCACAUUCGGCACCCGAGUCUUCAAAUGAACUGCACCUACUGUUCAACAGCUUUCAGGCCUCGCCAAAUGUCGAAUCGCAUGUCAAAGGUGAUGUAGAAGAACUCGAGCAACUGUUUAUUAACUUAUCACCUUCUCCGAGUACGAGGGAACAGGGAAAUUAA
This is a messenger RNA of Psilocybe cubensis, 2025 nucleotides long. RefSeq lists its product as uncharacterized. The transcript has 4 exons. Bases 1 to 2025 code for a protein of 674 amino acids. The record is from RefSeq and is a predicted model, not a curated record. NCBI's taxonomy places the organism in Eukaryota, Fungi, Basidiomycota, Agaricomycetes, Agaricales, Agrocybaceae.